AUGGGUUCCCUGGUUCAGGCAGCGCUAACUCCGCCAGCCUCGGUGUCAGCAAACCUGGGAAGAACCGUCAAGAUCACCUGCUCCGGGGGUUACAGCAACUAUGAAGGCUGGCACCAACAGAAGACACCUGGCAGUGUCCCUGUCACUGUGAUCUAUGAUAGCAGCAGCAGACCCUCAGACAUCCCUUCACGAUUCUCCGGUUCCUACUCCAGCUCCACGGCCACAUUAACCAUCGAUGGGGUCCAAGCCGAGGACGAGGCUGUCUAUUACUGUGGUGGCAGGGACAGCAGCAUCACAGCAGUAACACCACUGCCAGUGACCUGGGUUCUGGCUUCACCCCUUCCCAGACCUCAUUUAAGGGUUGGCAGUGGAGGUGUGGGUACUUUGCUGGUGAUCCCUGUGUUCUUGAGGUCUUCUAAAGGUUCCCUGGUGCAGGCAGCACUGACUCAGCUGGCCUCAGUGUCAGCGAACCUGGGAGAAACAGUUUCCACCGACACCCACAUCUGUUCCUGGAUUAACAACUGUUAUGGCUGGUACCAGCAGAAGUCACCUGGCGGUGCCCUUGUCACUGUGAUCUAUUCCGACACCAACAGACCCUCAGACAUCCCUUCACGAUUCUCCGGUUCCUACUCCGGCUCCACAGCCACAUUAACCAUCGAUGGGGUCCAAGCCGAGGACGAGGCUGUCUAUUACUGUGGGAGCAGGGACAGCAGCAGUACUGGUUAUGGUGAUCCAGAGAGAUGUUGCACUGAAUUGAUGCCAAGUCUUAAAAAUGCCAGCAGAAGUGGGAUGGGGCCCAUUGCCCAAAGACCCCAGCUGGGCAUAGUGGAUCUUCCUAGGGCACCAGAGCUGUGGGUCAGCACAGCCAGCAGGAGAGGAGCACAGGCUGUGGCAUUACCCCAGCAGCUGCCCAUCCUCAUGGCAAUGGGUCUAUGCCAUGGACUCAAACUCCUUUUCAUAUCCUGGACUGCCCACAACACAGCCCACUCAUGCAGAAGCUGCCCUCCCAGUGGCAGCUCCCAUCAGAUGCUCCCCCUGCCCAAUGCAGCCAUUUCCCUGGACCCCUGAAGACCAAUUGUGGUUAGUUGUCACUAGGGUCAGAAGAUGAGGCUGUGGUGGCUAAUAUAGCAGCACUAAUGCUGGUACAGAAACAGAGGAAGAUGCAGAACUGAGCUGCAGACCUGAGUUAAAAAAGACCUGAGUUAAAAACAGAGGUCUUCUGCACUUGCUGGUUUACAGCUGAGCAGGCCUGUGGGGCUGAGGCAGAUUUAUGUCUUUUCUGCAUGGCCAUGUCUGUAAAUGCCUUCCUUGGUGUACCUACCUGUAUGAGAGGUUACUCUGGGUACUAAAUCACAUUAGACCUGUCCCUGAAAAGGCACAGCUCUGUGUCUCCCCUCCACCCAGCCCUGCUCCAUGUUGCUGCUGCAAGGCCCAGCCUCCCACUGCUGGAGCUGUCUCUGUACUGAGCUGUUCUGGUGUGGGCUCUGUUCCUGCAAUGUGCCACCACCAUCAGAGUGGAAGGGACCUCAGCCACAGCUGUGGCACACUAGAGAAACUCAGCAAGGAGCCCCCCAGUAUGGAGGCAGCUCCAGCAGAAAUAGGACAAGGGCAUCAGCUGCUACAGGCAGGGCUGGGCGUGC
Molecule: messenger RNA, 1640 nt
Organism: Lagopus muta (rock ptarmigan)
Lineage: Eukaryota; Metazoa; Chordata; Aves; Galliformes; Phasianidae
Exons: 4
Coding region: 1-1068 (355 amino acids)
Biological process (GO): immune response; immunoglobulin production
Source: RefSeq, a predicted model, not a curated record